Messenger RNA from Priapulus caudatus, 3923 nucleotides. RefSeq lists its product as uncharacterized. Lineage: Eukaryota; Metazoa; Priapulida; Priapulimorpha; Priapulimorphida; Priapulidae. The coding region runs from base 48 to 1319 and encodes 423 amino acids. The record is from RefSeq and is a predicted model, not a curated record. Gene Ontology annotation, cellular component: membrane. The transcript is spliced from 9 exons.
CGGAGGUCCAUUUCUCAGCAGUGUGCAGCCAAACAACUUUGGGCGAUAUGACAGCAGAUCUGGUUUGCAAGGAGCUUGGCUAUCUACUUGGUGGAUCCUUUUGGAACUAUAGCCUCGCAUCUGACACUACAGCCAUAGUAAAGUUGCACAAGUGUACAGAUGAGCAGACAAGCCUCUCUGACUGCAACCAGACAUGGGGAAUCUCGAAAUGUGAUGAAUGCCAAGCCAUUGCCGUUGCUUGCGCUCAUAAGAUGCGUGUACGGGACGUUACUGAGCUCCUACGCAGAGAAUUUGGCAGUUAUUUGGAAAUGUAUUUAAAUGGCACAUGGCAAGGUGUCUGUGCGGAUCCUCAUGUCGUUAAGUCUGUAAAUGCUGGCAAUUCUAAGGGAGCCUAUGCCCUGAAGGCCUGUGAGGCAGCUGGUUUCGGUGUCGGUGUCAAACACAAAGCUGGCAAGCUGUGGAAGGACGCCUACGGCGGCGCCUUUUACACCGGUCACGAUCGUGUCAUGUUGCACGCGAACUGCAAUGGUACAGAAGAUGAUAUAUACAGCUGUGAUGGAUUCAGUGUGGAGAAAGUGCCAGAUGAUAGCUGCGAUGUGGCUUACCUUCGUUGUUACGACACUUACUUUGAUGACAUCCGGCCACUCGUGGGUCCAUUUUGUGGUGCUCCAAAUCCAAGCUUCGGUGAUUUGCUGUUUAGUCCAUCGGAAGAUGGAGCAGAACAUCACAUCUGCUACAAUGCGAUCACAGGAGCAGUGAUUAGUCACGGAUCUAAAAGCCUUAACGGAAUUCGGACCGGAGUGAUCACCUCUCCUAAUUGGCCCGGCGAGAGUCCUUCAUUUAUAGACUGCCGAUGGUUCCUCGAGUUCGCUAUGCUUUCUGGCAAGGCCUUUCGAACUUUAGAGCUCGAUACUUAUUUCCCUUCACCUCCCAGCUCCGAUCUUCUAGAAUUCAGGAGUGCCGACGCAUGGUGGGGAGGCUAUCAGUUUAAUGACUCGAUGUUUGAGGACGAUUUAUACGGUUUUUUGCAAACAGAAGGAGAAUGUUUACACAGUAAAGAUAUCUGUCUGGAGGGAUUCACACUUCAGAACUACAACAGUUCAGUAUCCAUCAAGAAAGAGGUGAUCGGUGCAACCGAAGAACUAGCAAUCCGGUACCUCUCGCUUAGCCAUACACCUGCUAACACCGACAGUGGCAGAAAGCACGCCUUUCGCUACAAGUGGAGAUAUUUCCUGUAUGGUGAAACUAGUGGAAUUUAUCCAUUACGAUCUGCUGGUCUAUACCUUCUUCUGGCCUUCGCUCUCGUGGUACAGGUAUGAGAAUGAGAGCUAUACUGUAAUAUCACGUCUACCAUCUCUCUACAUCAGCAUUCCUGUGGCUCUUUCAUCCACUAGGGUCAACAAACUCCACAUCAUCAUUUUGAAAUGCUGCAUCGAUUGUUUGCGAUUUUAUGUUAAUGUAUCAACAAUAAAACCGAUUGGCCUGUGAGGCUAUACAGGCUAUAAUACUAAAACUUCUCAACGGCAGUAUCAUAUGUAACAUCACGGUAACUUAUAUAUUAGUACGGGUACUAGUUUAAUUGUAAUCCCUUACUUUUAGUAAUUUACCAGUAUAGUCAGUGUACAAGAGGAUACAGUAUUUAUUAUCUAUGCUAGUAAGUUACUAUUAGGGGAAGAUUGAAUGUUUUAAGUCUUUUUAAUUGGACUGGUGUUGCAUUGAAUAUGGAGUGGUUUGGUUGUGAGGAUUUACGAUUGACUCGCGUUCAUUCAUACAGUCGCCAAAUCAGGUAAUUUUCAGUAUGAUACGAGUAGUACUACUCAUUAUCAGCAACAUAUUUGUUAUUGUACUUGCGUUUAUGGUGCCAUAUGUGGCCAUGGAGUCAUUGUCAGGUUUACAUGAAGCUUAGGUAUACUUUAGGUAGGGUCUAAAUAAGAUGUACAAAAGGUAGUCAUUUUGUUGUUAAAUUGAUAUUUGAUGUAAGUGGAUUCUGAUGAUGUAUUUUCUAUUAGGCAGUACUUUACUCUUUUGUAACUAAAACAAUUUUGCCAUGCACUGGUAAAAUUGAGCCUGCCAUCAUUAAAUGUCAGAUCCUGACCUUUAAUCUGACCAUUCCUGACCUGAUCCUACAGCCCCUGGAUCUGCGUGUAAUGUAAUUAUGGUCUGAAUCACUGUUUAGAGAAUAGCCGCGUUCACACGGAGCAAUUUGAUCUGGGUCGAAAACGACCAGGGUCAAAUGCGUCCCGGGCCAAGCGUUCACACGGACGUUUUCUCGGUACGAAAACGACUCGUGUCAUUUCGACCCGAGCGCUGGUUCAUUUUUGCCAUGUGAACGCGUACCGACACACGACCCGGGACAGUAGUAUGGCGGUAGACGUCGAGAGCCAGAGUUUACAUGAGUUGUUGCUAUGCAUGAUUGUUUAAUUUGCAUUGUUCGCUUGAUUGUUCGCUUGGACGCAUUGUGCUCGAAGCUCGCAUAGCAUAGAGGCAUAUGUCCUAGAACUGAUCAAUCAAACGUCGUGCCAACGCGCUCUUCAAAAUCGACCCGUGUCAGUCUCGGAUCGUUUUCGACCCGGAGUUUUCGCUCCGUGUGAACGCGGCUAAUGAAUCUAGUAAUAGAAUUAUACAAAUAGUAAGAUGUGCUUGCAAUGUAAUUAUGGUCAGGUUCGUGGUUUAGAGAAUUAAUCUAGUAGUAGAAUGUUUUGGAUAGUAACAUUAAUAGCAACUCAGCAUAGUAUGGACGACUUCUGCAAUCACUCACAUCGGCCAGAAGAGGGCGCAUGGUGAACAAUGGAAUACCCAGGUCAUCGCCAGUUAUUAUUCAACCGUACUUCCCAAAAGGACUGGUUACCUCAGAUAACUGUAUCACUUCUGCGACUCUCGGACAGGUAUUACAUACGACGAACGGCUAGUGUUACACUGCAACACAUUUAUUAUGCUCUCUACUUAAAGGUAAUGUACAAGGAAACGCCACUCGGUAACAGUGAGCUCGCGCUCAAAUAUAUAACAAAGUAACAAAAUAUGUGGCAGCACAUGCAGUAAUGAACCACGUGCAUAUUGUUACAGCUCCCUUUUGUAAUAAAAUUUGGCCUUUACAAGAUAUUGUUACAAUAACAAUCGAUACUUGUCAAUGAUUAUUUUAAAUGUCCGUGGGGGUUUUUCUUUAGGGUUUUAUUGUAUCGGAUAGGUUAGUACAGUAGUAUUACUGCGUCCAGUAGGUCGCACGAUCUCUAAUGCUAGGUCGAAUAUAAAAUCCAAGGAGCUAUAUUAGACACACGUCGUCAUCUAUAUACAACUGUAGAAAAACCAUGCAAGUUUUCCGAUGCUCGCUCAAAUAUCUACGGCCUCAAAUGAAAACCCGAGUUUGAUUAGAAAUGUAGUAUUUAUGUCACUAUAAAUCAUGUCAAGGGAGAUAAAUUAAAUUUCAUGCAAGUUAAAAAACCUUGUAGGUUUGGUUAGUGUUUUAGCCAAGUGCUUAUUUCAGUAUCACGAUUGUCACGUCUUGACAUGGGGUCUAAAUUGUGUAAGUGACAAUCCCAUUCAGUGGAGUCAUACACCCAUUGGUCAUAUAUACCCGAGGAGUAUUGACCAGGAGUAAUUAAGCUUCUAUAUCAAUGACAAAUUAUAUAUCUUCAGAAAUUUGUAUUAAUCUUCUUGUAUUGUAAAAAAAUAAUUGUACAGUCCUAGGUUGUUUUUUUAUGUAAGGUCUGAUAAUAUCAUCAUGAGUGGGAUAUUUGUAAUCCUAUAAAUUUAAAUAUGUUUAUUGUAUUUUAAAUCCUAGUAUUAUAGAUAUAUUGACUUAUUGACCCAAUUAUUUUUUAAUUACUCAUGGAAUGUGACUGCAAACUUGCAGACAUAAACUUUGUAUCUCGUUAAUAUAUAAUAUCGAGUAAAAACCUAUAUUAUGCAUUACGUUUAUCUUUCAA